Molecule: messenger RNA, 1452 nt
Organism: Asparagus officinalis (garden asparagus)
Lineage: Eukaryota; Viridiplantae; Streptophyta; Magnoliopsida; Asparagales; Asparagaceae
Exons: 4
Coding region: 1-1452 (483 amino acids)
Molecular function (GO): nucleic acid binding; RNA-DNA hybrid ribonuclease activity
Source: RefSeq, a predicted model, not a curated record
AUGGAAAUCAUCAAACUUUUGGCUUUCCAGGCUGCUGCACAGGCUGUCCAAAGUACUCUACUGCUAUAUGAGUUUGUAACUGGUCAGAAAGUCAACUUUCAGAAGUCUUCCAUCACCUUUAGCUCAUGUGUAGAUGAGGAUACUAGGGCCUCUAUUUUCUCUGUCUUGGGGCUUGAUAGGGUCCAGUCAUAUGAUCGAUACUUAGGCCUCCCUUUGAUGGUUGUAAGAAGCCAUUGUCAAACUUUUGCUUCAAUCAGAGACUCUUUUUGGAAAGGAGUCCAAGCUUGGAGGAGGGCUCUUUUCUCACUGGGGGCGAGAGGUUAUGGUGAAAGCUGUUUUGCAGGCGAUUCUAUGUUAUGUGAUGAGUAUCUUCCGCAUUCCCUUUCUUUGUGCAGAGAGAUUGAGUUUAUUAUUAUGAGAUUCUGGUGGGGAUCGACUUCUGGUGAGAGGAAGAUUCGCUGGGUUAGGUGGCAGAAGGUUUAUCAAACAAAGUUAAAGGGUGGUCUAGGCUUUAGAGAUCUGCAGAUGUUUAAUCAGGCACUGGUGACUAAGCAGGCAUGGAGGAUCAUUCAGGAUCCUUCUUCUCUGGUGGAUCGGGAGAACAUUUCACUUAUUCCACUGCCCACUUCUCCUGUCCCUGACAGGCUUAUUUGGUAUUAUGAGGAGAAGGGGUGCUACACAGUCAAGAGUGGAUACCAACUUCUUCGCCGCACUUUGUCUGAUGCUGCUUCCACCUCGGAUUCUAGGGUGGAGAAGUGGUGGUCCUUGAUCUGGCAGACUGCCCUUCAUAUUUUCACCGUCUGCUCCUUUGAUCGUUUAGUGUGGGAGUCCUUAGAUCUUUGGGAUGUGAUUGAAGGCUUUAGAGGUACGUCUUGUGAUGAUUUUCUAUUCCAUCUCACCUCGUUUUGCCCUGGGAACUCUCUAGUUUCGGCUUUCAUGGCCUUGUGGUUUAUAUGGAGGGAAAGGAAUAUGUUCUCUUAUGGUAGUGAUGUUAGGGAGGCUUCAGUCUUGGUGACUCGGAUUCUCUGUUUUGUGGAGGAAGGGGAUAGGGUUCGAGGCCUCUCUCGUGACAUUGAUACCCCUUCCAAAUGGCCUUCUGCUUGGUAUCCCCCUACUCUUGGUCUGUUAAAACUCAACACAGAUGCUGAUGUUCUUAUGGAAGGAGAUAUUGUUGGCUGGGGAGGUGUUAUUCGGGACCACUAUGGGCAUAUGAUUGUUUGUUACUCUAUGGGGCUUAGGGGUCCUAUGACUAUGGAUCAUGCGGAGUUGUUAACUGUCAUGGAAUGCAUUCUCUUUGUUCGGCGUAUGAACUGGAGGAUUUCGGUGAUAAAGAUUGACUCCCUAAGGGUUGUCUCCUUAGUAGACUCUCAUUCUCCUUUUGCUACCAUGGCUCCUAUUGCAGAUGAAGUUCACGCUGCUUUGUCUGUUAUUGGUGGCUCUAAAUUUUUAUAG